Messenger RNA from Lymnaea stagnalis (great pond snail), 18460 nucleotides. The record is from the annotation of a GenBank genome assembly. NCBI's taxonomy places the organism in Eukaryota, Metazoa, Mollusca, Gastropoda, Lymnaeidae.
GUUGUAAAUAUGUUUGUGUGUUUUCUUUUUAAAUUAAAAAAUAAUUAUUUAUAUCACACACAUGAAAAAACGAUUCCAUUAAUAUGUCUCAUGAUUACGAAAGUAUUGAAAAGUAUCAAAUGUGCUAUGUUACAAUGUGUAGAUAAAGCGUAUGUCGUGUAGUUGUCUUACGUGUAGCUUAUGACACCUCUACUGAUCGCAUUCCAUUAUUUAAGUACAGCUGAAUUUUGCCGUGAUGACGUCAAACAAUGCGAUGCGCAUAAUACGAGACGCGAUAAUUGCUUCAGUGCUAUACUCCUAUGUUUGUACAGCUACACUCUACCCAACUGUUUGUAAGUAGUAUGUUACAGUAUAGUUCUCUAAUAAUAUUUUAUAUUACCUCUUGAUGUUGCGAUUUGUAUUUUUUUUAAGGAUGUUAUUUAGGAUAUCGAUUGAAAGAGAACAACUCUAUACAUAAUAAAUGUAUUAUAUCUAGAACAAUUACGGAAAUAAUUAUACGAGUAAAACACUUAAUGAAUGUUAUUUAUAUAUCUAGACUCAUUUAAAGGAUGGCGAUACAAUAUCAUCUAAAACAAAUUACAUCGGUGGCUUUAAUAGAGAUGUGUGUCAUUAAGGUAAUAGCCAUACAAUCACAUUAGGCUUGUCAGUCUAUUUAACGUUUCGCACAUUUGUGUCUUUGAUACAAGUUAGGUAUGUUAACGUAAAGGUGCAUUUUUAAAAAUUGCUUGGUGCCAUUUUUUGGGCGCAAAUUAUCUGUUUUGUACCUUCCGCAAAUCAGAAGAUACUGUCAUUGCGAUGCCAUUCUGAUUUGUGGUUUACGUAACGUCAUUUUUGCGCCACGGCGCCAUUUUAUGUGUCAGAUUCUAACUUUUGGCGCCCCUCUGUCUCUUUGUACUGGAUCACUCAAUGAUAAGUCAAACUUACAUUUAAACACAUUUUACAACAAGGUCAAGACUUUCUAAUUUCAUAACAAAAACUAGGUUAUCAUAUAACUUAGACUUUAUUAAAUAAGAUCUAUAACACUGAUACAUAAUUAUUAUUUUUAAACAAUGACGUAUUUAGAAAAAAAUACCUUACAAUUUUAAUGGGAAAUGUUUCUUCACUGCUAAAUUCUUUUAGUACAUCUGGAUCAGUUGUAAAUUCUUUUAGUACAUCUGGAUCAGUUGUAAAUUAUGUUAGUACAUCUGGAUCAGUUGUAAAUUCUUUUAGUACAUCUAUAUCAGUUGUAAAUUCUUUUAGAACAUCUGGAUCAGUUGUAAAUUCUUUUAGUACAUCUAUAUCAGUUGUAAAUUAUUUUAGAACAUCUGGAUCAGUUGUAAAUUCUUUUAGUACAUCUGGAUCAGUUGUGCGGGAAAACCGUAACUGUUAACGGUGACGUCAGACUUGCAAUCUCAGAGAAAACGUACCUGCCCAGUAACACAUUUUGCGCCCUGACGCUCAAGCCAGACAAAGGGACGGCACUUGUGGCUAACUUCCGCAAGUUCAGCAUCGAUCCGAAGUACAGGAACAGUAUAGAUGAAUGUCAGGUGGAGGCUGUACAGCUUACAUGGCCAGGGGGAGACUACUUUGGUAAGUGAACAUGGGGUGGUCUAUACUCUCAUCUCUAUUGCCGGGGUGACCAGCUCCAUUGCAGGAGCAGCCAGUUCCAUUGCAGGGGUGACCACAUCUAUUGCAGGCAGGGUUUCUUUCAGCUAUAUCUCCGGGGGGGGGGGGCAGUGCCCCCCUCACUGGGAAAGUCAAGUGGCCCCCCGGAGGAAAAAUUUGUGCAACAANCCCCGAAAAUAUGAAGUGCUCCCCGGGGGGAAAAUUUCUGAAAGAAACACUGAUUGCAGGGGUGACCACCUCUAUAGCAGGGGUGACCACCUCUAUAGCAGGGGUGGUCAGCUCUAGUGCAGGGAUUACCAUCCCUAAUACAGGGAUACCACCUCUAUUACCACGUCAGCUAUUGCUGUCCGCGGAUGCCAGGUUUAUCGUUCUUUAUUCAACUUGCGAACAAAUGGAUCAACAACAAAAAAAAAAAAAACUAUCUGAGAGGAAGAUACAAUUACAUCAAAUACGUUUAUUCUCAUUCUCUAUUGUUAUUUGCCAUUUCAUGGUGAGCAUUAUUAAGGGUGCUGGGUGGCCGAAUGGUCUAAACUGAGCAAAUCUCAAGUUGGUGGUCUGGAGUUCAAUUCCAGCCAGAGCCCAGGGUAGAUGAGACUCGUUAACCUUGGAUCUAAGAGAAGGAAACCCUGAAAUCAAACCCGGAGCUGGAGUCCCGAAAGGCGGAGAACAUUGAUAGAAUGAAACAUUCCGGCAACUCCUGCGACGUCACUGGUGCCAAGCUGUAUCAUCCAAAUGAUGUUCCCUUGGGUUACCCAGAGGCGUGGAGAGAGGCGAUUUGCUGUUGGGAACCAGCCUAUAAUCCUUGAAGUUUAAUCCCAGGCUAUGUGGAUUUCAUCCUACGAAGCCCACUCCAUCGUCACAUUGUGACGGACGGAUGCCAGAAGAAAAAAAAAUUAUUAAGUACAGACAAACAUAAUUUGUUUCGAACAUUUACUGGGUGUUUAUUUUAAUAUAAGGUGUGAUGCCAUGCAGCUGGGAAGGGGGGGGGGCGCGUGGACGGUUUUCUUGCUCUAUUUCCUUUUGUGAUGAAGGAACGUAGAAUAAAUCUCUCAAAUAAAAUAAUAAUAAUUUGUUUCGUUGUGCGGUUCGUUACGUAUUCUCCCUAAACGAGCUUCUGCUUUUAAAAAAAAUAAAAUAUGUUGAGUCCAUUGAACAAAAAGAGCGUCUUGCGUAAUAAUAUGAGAACUUACUUCAAAUUCGACACAUAUUUUCACACUUUAUAUCAAUGUAACACUCGGUGACUAGACGUGAAAUUUUGACAGUGGCCGGUAAAAGCUGAAGAAGCAAUCGUCACUAAACUUCUUAUUUGGAUGCUAUUUUGGAUAUUUGGCGGUUACCCUUAAGACCUUUAAAAUUAAAUCAUAUUGUCCUCGGAAAUAAUCAGAGACUCGGACUCGUGUGGGGUUGAAGUUCAUUGUCAAAAGAGCCUUCUAGAAAAAGACUUUUGUAUUAUAGGUGACCGUGGCUACUGCGGGUCAGGCAGACCGGGAGAUCAAUACAUGUUGGGGAAUUUAGGAACCUUGAGCUACACUACCUGGAACGGAAUUCACAUACUUACAGCGGACGUGGACCUGCUGGUGUCGGAGAUUUUCUACAAAACAGACGGUAGGUCAACGUGACAUUGAGGAAACAUUUUUUUUAGUGUAAAAGCUCUCUAUAAUAUUAAAAACUCUAUUGGUAGUAUUCAAUGGUAAUGGUAAUACAACACAUAUUUCAAAUAACUUCCACUGACACUCAGUGUCCAAUGUUAGUGGUGUAAUUUUUUUUAUAAGAACUAAAAUUGUUAUUAAUUCCACUCAUUAUAUUUAAACGUUGUAAACGGAAGUCAAACUUUAAAUUUUUUUUCAUGCUAAACAGAACGCAAAUAUCUUUUCGCCUUUUCCUAAUUUAUGCUGAGAUAUGCCCAUUUAAUAAAUUUAAUAAUUUAUAUAUCUUAUGCAUUGCUAAUCGUUUGUUGUUGUCAAUUAAGAAUACUAUUCUUAGCGUUAUCAUUAGUUAUCAUAAGCAAUUAUUGACUAUGGUAAAUCGCAGAACGAAAAUUCACCAUAAAAUAGUAGUUAAAUACUGAAAUAGAACAUUAGGAAAUGGCGUCAGCGAGCCGUCGAGCUUUGUACCAAGCUCAUUAUGCCCUCCCCAACCCGCCCCCCCCCCCGCCCGAUAUCGGACUGCGAAGCGGCAAGUUGGAGAUUUCACUUUGUCAGGACAGACCCCGACAGCACCCACUCGAUCCGGUACCCCAGGAGGUCACCCCAGCCCACAGGAUCAGCAGACAUUUUCCCAGGAGUCGGGAUGUUAUAUUUAUGUCCGAAAAUCUUCCACCCUCCCAUCUGUCAGACGACCUCUAAUAGGGAUUUCCACAGUGGGUUUCUACCUCGCAACGUAUUCACGAAACAGCUGGGACGAAACGGUUGCCUGGGAACAGCGUCCUCAUUUUCUGUGUAAAUAGUUAAAUACAAAAACAUUCAUGUAUUUAAAAAAAAUAAAAUUGUUUUAUGUUUUAUCAGUAUGCCCCAAAGGAACAUUUGACUGUGGGAUAGACAGCUUGUGCAUAGAUGAAGAUCUGACAUGUAACGGAUACAAGGACUGUGGUAACGGCAGCUAUGAAGGGGCCGCUGUACUACUACAAUCACGCCUGGAGUUAUAGCUGCUAUCGUUGCAGGGGCAGUGUCUGCGACGAUCCUCGCAGUUAUUGCAGGCCUGCUGAUACGUAGGCACAGAGGGAGGACAUCGUACACAGAGUGCCAGUGAAGUUAUUUGAAUUCUUUUUGUUUGUUAUUGAGACCAUGUUAUGUUAGCUUGUUUGACGUUUUACUAUAACUUGUUGGGAGUCUAUUGGCGAAACAUCUUCUCGUAGUGGAUAACUAAAAUUUUAACCCCUCCCCCCCCCUUUCCUUUUCCUCUACCAAAAUAAACAAAACAAAAAAAACACAAAAAAACGAACAUAUUUUUUUAAAGUAAAUGCAUUAGAAAUGAAUUAUAAACUUCUAAACCCAGAUAUUGUAUAAUUUUUUUUUAAUCUUAAGAAAAAUAGCUUGUAAAUUUUGCCCCCCCCCCCACCCCACCUAAAAAAAAAACCAGGUAUUAUACUAGACUAUAUUUCCAUACUUUUUUUACAGCGUAUCAUUUCCGAGUAAAUAUUAAAUAAAAAGUUGUCUACAAACAACGGCCAAUUGAAAAUAGCGUAUUUUUAAAUGAUGCCAAAAAUGACUGUUUCAUAUUAGCAUUUAGCUUUUUUUUGUUUAGUCUUAGAUGCCUCGAGAAAAGCAAACAAUUUAUUGUUGCUUGAAUAAACAUUUUUCUUAAACUGCCGGUAUCAGUCUUAAUUCCUUAUUACUUUAUAGACAUAUAUAUAUAUAUAUAUAUAUAUAUAUAUAUAUAUAUAUAUAUAUAUAUAUAUAUAUAUAUAUAUAUAUAUAUAGAGAGAAAUUUUUUUUUAUACUUUUUUUUAUAUAUCUUAUAUAUAUAUAUAUAUAUAUAUAUAUAUAUAUAUAUAUAUAUAUAUAUAUAUAUAUAUAUAUAUAUAUUCCUAGGCAACGAGUGAAACUGUUGUUUAAACUUUGAGUUAUAUCUCAGGUAGACCAACAUAUUCCAAGUCAUAUUACUAAUGUAGAGUAGAUCUUUGAGCUCCACACAGAGGACAUACGUGCAUUUAAACGUUCCGGUAUAGCAGAGAAUGGCAGCAAUAUCAGCCUCGCAAUGGAUGUGACUAGACUGGUUCUGUCAAAAAAAAAUAAUAAUAAAUAAAUAAAAACAGCCACAUUCACAGCUUGUGCUAAGGAUCAGUUCCCUGGAAAUUUUGUUGUGUGUGUUUAUUUCGAAGAUAUUUGUGUGUCUCAAUUGAUUCCACCCAACAUUAAAUAGAACACACAAAGUUAUACUGUUGCAGUUACUAUUCACUAUAAACAGAUGGGUCAAUAUUUUGUGGAUGAAAUGUAUCAGCCAUUUUUAGGGAUAUCCCAAUGGAUAUUACAACCAGUUAUCGGAAAUAUAGAAUACUGGUUUUAAAGCCUGGUUUCUAUUCGGAACUCUGGUAUUGCAGGAAGAUCUAACAUAGAAGUCCAUAGAGACUUUGUUAUUGCAGGAAGACCUAUAACAAAGAAGUACAUAAAGACUCUGGUGGUUUUUCUGGAAGACCUAACAUUGAAGUCCAUAGAGACUUUGGUAUUGCAGAAAGACUAAAAAAAGUCCAUAUAGAUUUUGGUAUUGUAGGAACUCGUAAAAAAAAAAAAAAGCUGUCGGAAGACUUUGCCACUCAUCCAGCCAGUCAGUCAGUCAGUCAGUCAGCCAGUCAGUCAGUCAGUCAGCCAGCCAGUCAGUCAGUCAGCCAGCCAGUCAGUCAGUCAGCCAGUCAGCCAGUCAGUCAGCCAGCCAGUCAGUCAGCCAGCCAGUCAGCCAGCCAGCCAGCCAGUCAGUCAGCUAGCCAGCCAGUCAGUCAGCCAGCCACAAACUAAAGCGAAGUUAAUAUAUAUGAUUUAACAAAGAUUUAAAUAUGUUAAGGACGAACCAUAUAAACUAUAACAUCAUAUAGAUCAGUAAUCCUAAAUUUUUUUAAGCAGAGGCGUAGCUAGGGUUGGUUUCACCUGGUGCGGUAAACUCAUAGUGUCACCCCUUUUCCAUCGACUUCCGCGAUGGAUUUCUUCUUUUAAAAAUUCGUGAAAAUUUUUAGACUACUUAAAUUUGGGUCAUUGUAACAGUAACAGCUUAACCGUAAUGUGUGUAUCGAAACAAAGAAAUCAGAUCACACUAAAGACCAGGAAAGAAUCAUUUUAAAUGAAGUAAAUUGAAUGUAAAAAUAAGUAUAACUUAAAGUUGUUAUGGUACAGUUAUUAAAUAACUUUACGUCCUGAUCAUCAAUCAAUUUCUUUUUGGUUUUUCACAUUGUUAUACUGCGGAUUUAUUUUAAGUUACACCAGUGGUUCCCAGCCUUCCUAAUGCCGCGACCCUUUAAUACAGUUCCUCGUGUUGUGGUGACCCCUAACAAUUAAAUUAUUUUCGUGGCGUUGCUACUUCAUAAAUAUGUGUUUCCAGAUGGUCUUAAGCGAUCCACGUGAAAGGGUCGUUCGACCCCAGUAGGCGUCGCGACCCGCAGGCAGAGAACCGCUGAAUACAGUUAUUGGCCUACCAUCGCCAUACUUAAUUUUGUUUUUGAUUUGGAUGUAUUUAUAAUUUAUUUUAUUUUAUGAUCAUCAACAUAUGUGUGAGUAGGCCUAUAAAUACCACUUUUCCACUUUUUGUUGUAGAAGAAAUUAAUGAAUUAAUAAUUAGACAUAAUCUAGGCUAUGAUUCAUAGCCUUGAGUAUGUUCCGGUCCAGAGGCGUAGCGAGGGUGUUUGGGGCCCGGGGACAAGAGUCGCGCCCGGGGACAAGAUCAAUUUUAAAGCGCCCCUUUUCUUUUUUUCAACUCUCAAACCUAUUAUUUUUACCAAUAAUUAAUAAUAUAAUAUAAAAGCACAUUUUGGCGCCCCUAACUAGCUUGUGCCCGGGGACAUCUGUCCCCCCAUGCCCCGCCCCCCUCGCUACGCCUCUGUUCCGGUCUCAGCCUUUGCUUGACAUGGCACGGGUUCCUUGUGAAAUGUUAAUAUAAACAAAUAAUAAUAUUUUAAAUGCUCAAUGUACGAUAAUUGAAAGAUAUAGAAUGGAUGUAUAGCCAUUGACGUUUUAUUUGAACUAAGUGAACUAAGAUUUGGCAGUAGGCUACUCAGAAAAAGCACAGAAUUUUAUUUUCAAGAACUAUCUCUAUUUAAAAAGUUUAAAAUUUUCAAAAUAAAAGAAAAAAAUUCAUACCCCCCCCCUCCCCAACUUCAAUAAAACGAAAAAAAAAAAAAAUGUAAAAAAAAAAACCAAUCAAAAAAAAAAAAAAAAAAAAAAAAAAAAAAAAAAAAAAAAAUAAAAAUUUAAAAUUUUCAAAAAAAAAAAAAAAAAAUCAUACCCCCCCCCCCCCCCACAUCAAAAAAAAAAAAAAAAAAAAAAAAAUAAAAAAAGAGACCAAAAAAAAAAAAAAAAAAAAAAAAAAAGGGUUCCGCAAAUAAAAAAUAUUUACGGACCCGUAUUGUGCAAAGUUGCCGGAAGUAAACAAGGACAAGCCAACAAAUAUGCCGGCAUCGAGAGUUCUUGUUUUAUAUUUAGACUGAUUUAAUUGACUUCAUACUUACAAUCUGCAGACACUCAUACUAGAAAAGUGCGUUUCAAACUUUUCACGUUGAUGAUACCUAGCCAAAUAAGCGGAUGAUCUAACUAACCUAUUUUAAGACAUACUGACCUUGACAUAAUAUUAAGUCUUAAGUAGUGUUUAUUUAAAUAAAAGUCAAUGAAGUAAUAAGUAAACUGUCAUGUCCAUGUUAAAGUGAUAAAAAAAACAAAAAAACGAAGUGUCCUGAUCCUGAUUGAAUUUAAAUAAUUUCAUUCAUUUGGAAGUAUGAAUGAUAACGAAUAUAUAAUAUAUAGUAAUAUAUACAGUUUAUAAUACACAAGCAAGAUAUCUCAGGAAACUUUUCCUUGAAUAUUUUUCUAUGUAGUGCUAGGGCUAGUUCCACCCUGGGCAGGCCAAGACCUUGUCAUCCCCCUCAUCAGGCUCACCCAUCAACACUUAUUAACUCUUUCCAUGCCAGGGGGUUUUCCACGUUUGUGCCAGACCAGUAUUCGGCCAAUGGAAAUUUUUGAGGGUGCUCCUAUCUAUUAAUUAAUUUUGAAUACAUUUCUUUUAGCAAGAUAUCAAAUUAAAGGAAAUUAGACAGAGAAUAAUAAUAUUUAAUUGUAAGUAAAAGAUAAAGCAAUAUAACAACAAAAGUUUUUUUUUUUUUGGAUAAUAUUUUGAGAUCAAAUUUUUUAUAUUUUUAAAAUUGCGGCCCAAAUCUGAACUUACCAGACUACCAUACGGUCUGUGUAGCUGAUAUCCUAUUCUGCUUCAAUCCUCAAAUAGUAUAUCCAUUUUUGAUCAUAAUGCAUUUUACAUUUUGAAAAUAUCCCAUUUUGUUAAAGAGUUAUACCCAUUUUUGAAACGUUAGGAGUAUUCUUAUCUGAUUCCUCACUGUCGCCAUAGUAACAAAGUGGUUUUGAAAAAAAUUCAUAACUUUUGAACCACUUGAGCUAGAAAGUUGAUCUGGGUGUUUUUUAAUCCAUUACCUAGGCUCUAUACAUCCGUGAUAUUUUUAUAUUUAAAAAAAUGUUUUGAAAUUUUUAUGAAAGUAUCAACUAUCGCCAUUCUUUUACUAUUUCCAUUUGGCAUUUACUGACCCAUCUAAAUGCUGAAAAUCAUCAUCUGGAAUCAGAUUCAAAUGAUUCAUGGUUAUUGUCUGUUGUUUCAGCAUCAAUAAUUAGCCAUAAUAAAAGUUCUUUUGUUUGCAAAAUUGACUUCCUACGUGGUCUUGGAACAGCUGACAUGCUUGGAGUGGGUGUGGCCAUUGCUUUGUUUACAAAAGAUUCAACACAAAUUGAACUAUUAUUAGAAAAAACAUGUGUAAACUUACUACUUCCUUUCUGUUAGAAGUAGGGCAUGAGUUAUCCUUCGCACAAACACGACCAGUCCAAUCGCCAGUAUAAUGUGGAUUGGCACUGAAAGAGUUAAAAUUUAAAUUUAAAUUAUAGAAAAAAAUCCUCAGAACACCGGUCCCAAAUUAAAAAUUGGAAACUUUUUAUGAGAAAGUGUCCGGCUACCAGCCUUGUAGCAGCCAAUAAUAGGUCACAUAAUUUUUUACUUAUUACAAAAUUUUGUUUGCAGACUAAUUAUUGCUAGUCUAGUAAUAAUAUAAAAUAAGCAGUACCAUAUUUCAAAUAUUAGGAAACAUUCUAAAAAUGUAUGACACAACGCUAAAGGCAUUAAUAACAAUUAAUAAGACUGAGAACUCUUAAAUCAUUUACCUUCUAUUUAUUGCUUAUAAAAAAAUGUAAUUCAAAUAAGCUUUUCACAACAGUGUUUUAACCUUUUGAUAGAAUUCCAAAUAUUUUUAGUACAAAUAGCAACAGCUCUUCUUUCCUUGAUAUCUGCCGCAAUUUAUUGGACUAAAUCAACUUGUGUUUAGUGAAUUUGUGGUCCCAAUUUUUUAAAAUAUCUGUCCAUUUGUAAAAAAAAAGUUUUUUCAUUGACUUUGAAAUGAAAAAUAUCUUAUAGGAAAUCUUAAUAUUUUUUCCCACUGAAAUGCUUUUUACAGGUGCCAUUAUAAAGUGGAACCUCUAACAAGAAGAAAAUUUUGGCCUAUAAUACCAAAAUAAAUCUAUCGGAAAGUGCCUUAUUAUUGACAAUUCCAAACCAAAAUUGUAAUGGAUCCUCUGAGACUCAGGCAAUGUAUAGCAUUUGCAUUAGGAUGGGUUGCCUAUGCAGCUACAUACUUUCUACGAAAACCCUUGGGUGUGGUAAGUAUUUUAAUUUCUCCUUAAAAGUGAAUUGGAAGAUACUGUAUUUUGAAAUUUAAUUUUUUUAAAUCAUAUAUUCUCUUGGAUUAUUAAGUUUCUAAUCAGUGUGUACACUUUAAGAAAUAUCUUUAUUGUAAAGGGGGCAAUGAAGAAGAUUGCAAUUUAUAUUGAGUACACUGGGUUUCUUUUUCAGAUAAAAGCAGACCUGCAGUCAUUUAUGAGUUUGACUAAUGCACAGCUUGGUUGGCUGGACACUGCUCUCCUUUUUCCAUAUGCCUUUAUGCAAGUAAGUUAAUUUAAACUCUUAGACUAUUUUGUCAACAUCAUUUUUGUCAACACUUGAAUAUUAAAUUUUUUAAAUCAUCCCUAAAACGUCUUCACAAUUUAAACAUUAAAAAUAUUCCUCUUUAGGAAACUUCUAAAAAGGUGCAUUUCCAAAUAGCUGAUAUCAUUUUGGGUUACUAUUGCAGUGUUAAAUUUAGCUUGGCUAAGCAUACAUUAACAAUGAGUUCAGAAUCUGCCACAAGCAACCAAUAACCAAUGAUAAACAUGCACCUUAAAAGUUAUUGUCCUGAUGUAAUCUUUCUUUUUGGUUUAAAUUUGUUGAAAAGUGCAAGCUAUAUUAAUAGGAAGUAUUAGGUAAAUGUGGUAAUAACUGAAUAUUUUAUCUUGUAAUUGUUCAUUUUUAAAUGUAAUAUUAUUAUAUAAUAGGUAGUGGGUUCAUUUUUAAUUGCUCAUAGUUUUAAAAAUUAUCUAUUCAAACAUACUUAUAGAUUUGUAUACAUUUUAAAUACAUAUUCAUUUUUCAGAUAAUUUUGGGACCACUAGGAGACAGGUUUGGUGCUCGUAAAACUUUUGGAGUGUGCAUGAUGUUGUCUGCAUUGUCCAUGGUAAGUGGCAAUACUCUGAGCUGUUUAAUUUCUUAUCAACUAAACAAAUGCAUGUCUUUACACUGCUGCAUUUGGUAAAAAGGAUAUUCUUAUGUAAAUCCAAAUUUUUAUUAUUUAAAAUUUGUCUGACCGCAGCUUGGUUAUUGUGAUGAGACUUACCAUAAUAAAUAAUAUAUAUUACUGUGUAUAAAGGGAGCAAUUUAGAGUCAAAAAUGCAACUUAAAGCUAGGAUUUCACUUUAUAAGGGCAUGUAAGAAAUUUCUCAAUACCCUUAAACGAUGCUAAUGCUUAUACAACCAAAUCUUCUUUGCCCACGUGCAUAAGACCAGUAAUGCAAGAAGCCCCUUUGACAGGAUAUCAGCAUAGUCAUUUCAAUGUGACCACAGUUCAUAUAUUUUAUUAAUUUAACACAUUUUGCCAGUUUGCUCAUAAAGAAAUAUUUAUUUCGUUCAUACAUAGUGUAUUAUUAUGGAACAAGAUUAAUAAGAGAUUGCAUUAUAGAAGGACACUGAAUUUUAUGGCUUUUAAAAAAAAUUAAUUAAAUGUUCACAUUAUACAUGGAUUAUGUUAUACACAGUAAUAUGCAGUAGUUUUUCUUAAUACAUGAUAUUUGUAAUCUUUCAGAUUUCAUUUGGUUAUUUCUCCAAUUUCAUGAUAUGGUUUCUUCUUCUGUUCUUGAAUGGAACAGCUCAGGUGGGUAUUUCACUUUGUAAUGAUGCUAUAAAGGUUUAAAUCUCCACAUUCUUAUACAGUGUGAGUAAAUGGAAUAACCUUACACUAACAUUUUCUUUAACAGAGGGCUAAUUAUUGGACUUCAUUAAUAAUAACUACUCGAAAAUUUUCUCCUGUUAAAAUGACAGGUUGAGGAGAAAAAUUAAAACAAAUCUAUAUUCUGCUAUAAUAACAUGAAUUUAGUGCAGAGUAUUCCCAACUUCUUGCUUAACAUGUCAUAUUACCGUUCAUUAUUUCCGUAUAGUUUUAUUUUGUUAAUACUUAAAUGUCAAACUGUGACAAAGUGGACUUCUAAAAAUGAUCAUUACCAUAAAAAAAAUUUAACUUCAACUAAAGUAAUAAAUCCAAAAUAUUAGGCAGUAUUCUCCCAAGGCCUCGCCUCAUUUGAUUAGGGACACGUCUGCUUUCUAAAUAGCAACAUCUCAACAGCGGCCGAAUUGGGCCAUUUUGUGUUUAAAUCAGUCCCUGCGGAAUUAAACCAUUGAGGGAGGAAAGGAUUUAUUCAAAAAGCUACACAAGCUAUAUAGUUCAAUUCUAAUUACAGUAUGUGACUUCAACUUGAUUAAAUCACAUCAUUAUUAAAUGUACAAAUCUGUUAUCUAUUUUUUUUGUGGACCACAUCUAGUCUCAGUGUUGGCCCAACUGUACUAAAGGACUUUUGUGCUGGUUCUCAGACUCUGUGAGAAAUUCCAUGUUUGGUAUGUUUGGGACUUGUGCAUUUGCUGGAGGAAUUAUUGGAACCAUGUUCUCUGUAAGUUCUAAAAUUAUCAGAAUUGAGGGGAUCGUCUCACUUGACAUUUAAAAAAAAUCAAGUGGGCUGGUUUAAUGCAAUGUUCAUUUCGUCAUUGAAAUAUUAUUGGUUUAAGUCUCAAUUAGUUUCAGUCUUUUUGGGAUACAGUAACUUGUAACAAAAGCAUACAAAUUUAAUUAAAUGUCUCCUUGUAGCUUAGUAAUAGUAACCAUAUUGCAGUUCUUUGGAGUGUUUCUACUAUAAAAAUGCUACAAUCUUACAAGUGCGAAAUAAGUUUUACAAUUUUAUGAUAUUUGUACCGGUUUCUUAAAUUUACUGCCAAUAUUCUUUUGCAGGGAUUUCCGUAUAAAAUAUUAUAUUUAUACCUUAAAUUAGAAAAAAAAAAAAAUUAUGCCUGAAACAAUAAAUACGUGCUUAAAUAGUAUUUUUUUAAAAAUUACAGGUCUACCUCCAAGCAACAUAUGGCUGGCGCUCAGUAUAUUUUUAUCCAUCAAUUUUUGUGGUAAUCCCAUUUUUGGUUACAAUUUUUAUGUUACAGAAAAUAUUCAAAUUAGUCAUCUGAACGUAAACACGAUUUAAAUAGUUAUUUUUUUAAAAGAAUUGAGUCCUUUUUUUGUCCAUUUACAUUACAAAUUUCAUAUUCUUUUAAAAUAUUUUUAUUUUGUUUUUUUCUUUUCUUCUAUCCUUUUACAAAAAAAAAAUCUUACCAUGUUCUAUUUCAUAACCUUAUAGUUCAUCAUGGGGCUGUUGGUGUUGAUACUGUUCAAACAACCCGAUGAACUUGGUAUUGAAGUUCCAGGAAGAGGUAGAUUAAAAAUAAACCCACCUAAACAUGGCUUGUGCCUUUGUAGAUUAAAGUUGCAAAUGGGGCAGUUUACUACACAUGCAGUUAUUUUAACCUGUGUACAUUGUGAAGAAGGCUGCAAAGAUAUUACCCAUGUGCAAUUUAAUAUCUUUACUUUAAUCCCCCCAACAAUGUCUUAAUUUUUUUAAUAGAAUAGAUAAAAAUUCUAGUCAAUCCAUUUCUUCACAUCAUAAAACAUUUGAGCUUUUAGCAAGACAUACUCGGCAACAAUAUUCAGGAGAGGAAAGGAAAAAAAACAGUAAUAUUUUGUGAUUCAUGAGAUAAUUAAAUGAUUUGUUAUCCUUGUUGAAAAACUUGGUGAACUGAUUCUAUGUUUGGCCCAGGUGUGGACAAAGCCAAAGAGGGAGAAAAGACAGGAGCUCUGGUGGAACAGCCAAAAAUGAUGGAUUUAUGGAGACUCCCGUGAGUUGAUGUACCAGGAGAGUUUGUUGUAGUUGCAGCCAAAAUAAUGUAGGAGAUAAAACUGGAGAAAAAAAAAAUAUGCAGAGCAUUUUGGUGUUUCAUUUUUUAAAAAAUGAUGAAAGUUGUUGCCAACAUUAAAUAAUGUUAUAACUAUUGCAGGUUAAUGGAGUUGUUAACUAUAAUAAUUAUGUUAUUAAGAGUAUCUCAAGGAUCAAAUAAUAUUGAAGGAUUUUUCACAUACCAUCACAUACUUGCCAGCUGAUUAAUUUACUCAUACUUCUAACAUUUCUGUACAGACAAGAUCAUUUUAUAUACCCCAUGAUCACAGGGGUUAUAAACGGUUUUAAAAAUACUGACUUCCUGAUUAUGAAAUAAAAUUUUACAAGUCCUUAUCAAAUAACUGUGUGGUAUUUUAAUUGUUUUGAUAAACAUAAUUGUGUCCUUUGAAUGUGUUCUUUUAGAAUGAUCGCUGAAGUGUCUGUGGCUGUGUUUUGCCUCAAAGUUGUUCGCUACUGUAUGUAUAUGUGGCUGCCUAUGUACCUGCUUCAGGCUGUAAGUAUCAGGCUUAUCCAUUUUAAAUAAUAAAUAAAUAAACAAUUAUUUGUUUAGUUUUACAUAAAUAUCAGCCUCAGAUAAUUAUACUGUUUAAAUAAACUGCUGCAAACCUUGAAACACUGUUUCAUCCCAUUAUUGAUAUGUUGUGAUUGUGUGACUGGAAUGGUCAUUAUAUGAGUACAUUUAUUUUAUGCAUUCAUUUUUUUACAGCAGAAAGAUUUGGAUAAUUAACAAAAAUUACUAGACUAGAAAAUUGUUUAAAUGAAGAUAAGACAGGUAUAUUUGGACAGCAGUGACUGACAUUUUUUAGACAUUAUUGUACAUAUAUCAUAAUAUUUUCACUUUUAACAAGAGAUUCAGUUUAUUACUACCCAUCAUUAGUGACUCCAGAAAAAAAAAAGGAAAAUGUUCUUGAUAAUGACCAAUGCAUUGCCUGCUUUUAAAAAAUGUCAAAUUUUUCAGUUGAACUAUUCCAAGAGCAUGGCUGGCAUCUUUUCGACGGUAUUUGAGGUUGGUGGUGUGACUGGAAGUGCACUUAUAGGAUUUGCUCUUGACCGGUAUGUAUUUCACAUCUACUUCACUGUGAGCCAGUGUUGUUAUGUUAUUAAUUGUUGUUAUAAAAUAAAUAAAUGAUUUAAAAAAAUCUAACUUGGCUUUAGGUAUGCACCAUUCACUUGCAAGCUCGCGAGCAUUUGGAGAAUUGGGUUUUUAAGUAACUCUAAAAUAUCAAUGCUUUGGAAGAAGAACUGAAAAGACUGCACUCAGCCAGAUAAUCUUAUCCAUCAUUUUAAUGAUAAUCACUUUACUACCUUGCGCAAUAAUUGAAGGAUAGUUUUCAAAACUUGUAUCUAAUCUAGAAAUAUGAAACAUUUACAAUUAAAGAGACUCAGCAAAAUUAUCAUCCCAUUUCAGUAUAAAUUACCUGAACAGUGUUAACUUUUUCCAGUUCUUACAAUCAUUUUCCAUGCAUGUUUUGUGUUGUAGUUAUUACAAAGGACAGACUCUGAGGGGCAUUGGCUUGUUUGUACUGAUCUCUACCUUAUCACUGGUCAUGUUUGUCUUGACCAGUUCUUGGGGUGUCUUUGUCAACUCGCUUUUCAUGUUCAUUGCUGGCGCUUUCAAUGCUGGACCAGAUAUUCUAUUAUGUGAGUACCAUGAGUAAAAAAAAAAUCCAAUGUUGCCAUAACCAGACCAAAUACUUUUCCCUUUAUAUAUACAAAUUGUAACUUAUGUUGUUUAAUCAUUUUGAGACUCAUACCUUUAAAAAAAGAAUUAUCUUUUUUUUUUCUACAAAUAAAAUAGUAGUGCCUUCACUUGUAACAUUUCUCAUCACUUUUUCAAAAUAAAUUUUAGUCUUUAAAUUAAACAAAAUAGUACUUUCAGAAUUAAUGCCAUGUGGAAUACUAUUUUUUUUCAGGGUUUUUGUGUGCACUGGGUCAUAAAAUAGUGCAAUUUUUCAUUUAUUUUUCCCCAGGUGGCACAGUGCCUGCUGAUCUUGUAGAGAAACACAACAAGAAUGCUGCCACUGCAACCAUUGGGCUUGUGAAUGGUAUGUUAUUCAACUCUCUGAGGUUUAACUAAUAACAUUGAUCAAUUUGACAGAAAGAUGAGAGUGAUUUUUAUAUUUCAAACUAUGUAUUCAGAACUUACUAUCUUACUUUGAACAUUUACAAAUUUUAAAAAAGAAAUAUCCUUCAGUAUUAAUUAAAUAAUACUUUUGAUACACCUACCCUUUUUUUAAUUUGAUUAUUGGCCUUUAAUGUCUUUUAACAAUACUGUAAGCAAUAGUACACAGAAACAGUAUAUUAUAGAACUAUGUGAUUCACAGUUGCAAUAUAUUGAUAAAAUUAUGUAAUUGACAGUUAAAAUAUAUUGAUAUAACUAGAAAUUUGUCCUUCACAGUUAAAAUAUAUUGAUAGAACUAGGACUAUGUGCUUCACAGUUAAAAUAUAUUGAUAGAAAUAUGUGCUUUUUUGAAGAAUAUAUUUAAUUACUCCCUUUUGUCAAGAAAGGUUUUCUAAAACGUCUAAUCUUCAGCUCUUGAUUUCCGUUGGCAGAUACAAUUUAGAAGAAAAAAAAAAGAAAAUUGAAUUUUUUCAAUAUUGAAUAUUUCUACCUUGGACUCUUUUAAAUAUUAUAAAAUUUUUAUUUUUGCCCUAGGUUUUGGCAGCAUAGGUACCUGCAUAGAAGGACCAAUCAUUGGCUUAGUCACUGCUUACACUGGCUGGUCAGGCAUGUUUCCACUCAUGAUUGGAUUGUCUGCUUUUGGGACAUUGGCAACCUACCGGGCUGCUUCAAAAUAUUCUCGAGUAAACUUGGCAACAACAGACUACAUUGAAGGAGUUUAGCCAAGAUGGUUUGUGAUAUCUCAGCAUGUUUCAUUUAUUUUUCAAAGAGGGUCUAUGAAUUUUUUUUAGAUGUGUGCAUUUAUGUACUUUUCGGGGUCUUUUGAUUUGAGUUCAAUUUCUUAUCCAUUCAGUGGAUUCAGGUCCACUUUGAAACUAAAAUAUCUUACUCUGAGGGUUGCUACGAAAGGUUUUUGUCUCUCUUUUACAUUGAAUAAUUGAAUCUUUUUUUUUAUAUUCAACUUUGUGAUACAAUCCUUGUUCAAUAUAUAUUUAUAAUGUACAUGUUAUUUGAGAAAAACAAAUGAACUCGAUUCCAGGUGUGUGGGCAAUUGUUUUUGAUGUACAAAAAUAUUUUGAUAAUGUCCUCUUUUCAUCUUUUAUUACAAUUUUUAUCCACACGUUAUAUCUAGAAAAUAACAUUUAUAUCCAUCUGCCAAUUUAGCCCUGCUCAAGGCAAAAUCAGUUAUGCCAACAAACAAAAAAUGAAAAACUUGAUUAUAUGACAAGUUAGUUACUGGUGCCUGAUAUUUUCAAGACAUAAUGACAUCGUCCAACAAAUCUCUUAUCAGAAAUAUUUUAAAUAAGUUUCUAGUGCAGAUAGAAAAACAUGGAUGUGACCUGCUGAAGGAAAUGGUGUCAAAUGGAGCAAAAAAUUGCUGCAAAAACAUUUCAUCUGUGUAUUAUCUGUGCCAAAAAGGUGCCAUUGCCCUGUUAACACAAGAGCCAUUAUUUUAUUGAAAGCUUCUUAUAGAUUUGUUACAGGGUUGAUUGAUUUUACCCCAAAGUAUUAAUCACAAUAUUUGCUUGUUUCUAAAUUUAGUUUGAUGCUAAAACAAUCCAAUAAACCACAAUCAGUAUUCCAAAAUUUAAAAAAAAAAAAAUAUUUUCGUUUUCAUCACGUAUUUUACAGUGUCUUUGCUUUCCAGAAAUCAUUGGUACAUAACAGCCUUUUAGAUGACUUAUGUUGUGUUUAAUGGAUUAGGUUUCCAACUACUAAGCAAACUGAAAGAUGUUAAAUGGGCUGGCUAUAUUGAUCAGCCACAAAUAUUUAUUUUGUAUUUUGCUUUAAAUAUAUAUUUUAAUAAUCAUGAGUUACAGGUCACUUUUCCAAUAUUUAUAAGGAAGGUCCCUUAUAAAUCAAUUGUCAGAUGUAUCAUUAUCAGCAUAUUAGCCAAAACAACUAUUAGUGGUCACAAGCAUCACCAUGAAGGAGACCAGAUAUGAUUUUUUAAUAAACUCUGCAAUUUUUUUUGUUAAAGUUAAUUCAGGAAAAGUUAUAUUUUUUCAUUAGACCUUAAAUUAGAAAAAAAAAAUAAUGUCCAAAGUUAAUUAAUUUUUAAUGUGCUGCUGCAUCUCGAAGAUUUAAAGUAUGUAUUUUAUUCAAUCAGCUAUUAUUACUGCCUUGAUUACUAAAAUUUUGUUGUAAUCUCAGCGAUGCAAUAUUGAAAACACAGUUGUAAAUUUGUUGAAAGCUUUUCACCAUUCCCUGAACAAAUGGUGAUUUUUUUUGUAUCUGUUGUUCGUUUGAUUAAAAAUAUAAUCUUUACAAAUAAUAUUUAUCAAAACAAACUUUUAAAACACGUUUUCCCCCAAAAUUGCAUGAAAAUGUUUUAUUUUUCUCAUUGAAACACAUGUUAGUGAUUUGCUGUUCUUAGAAAUUUGAAGGAAGUAAUCUAUUGCUGUCUCAACAACAAAGAACAAUUAUUUGUAACCCGAUCCUAACAUUUCUAAACCACAAGUACCAUUAUGGGCUCUAAAAAUGUAGGGAAAGAUUGUCUUAAAAAAAAACAAAACACAAAUCAAUCAAAUUUAUGCAACGAUUUUUUAUUAAGAUUUUAUGCUCUACUCUAUUUUUAAAAAGAAGUAUUGAUGAUCUAAUUUUUUAUUAAAUUUUUUAAUUUGCCAUCAAAUUACCUUUUCCUAACGCGUGCAAUAGAUACCUUUUCCCAACCAUAAAUAUUAAG